CCACCCGCGAGACGCCUGAGCAUCGCAGGCCGUUUGCUGGGCUCUCUCAACCAAGUGCGCGCGCAAAACAGGGAGAACAGAGAGAACAAGGAGAGAGCCAGAAAUGAGCCGCCGCCGCCGCCCCCUGAGAAGAGGCGCUCUUCCGUCGCCGAUAAGUCGUCGCCCAUGGCGCGCAUUCGAUCGUGGCUGGAUACAUGCAAUGGCCAGCAUAACCACCACUGCGGCGGCGAUGAGCCUGACACCACCACCUGGCGCCCUGUCUAUCUCGUCGACUCUGUUGAGCGAUGCUUGGUCAAGGCCAAGCCGACAGAUCGCUAUCUUGCCUUGAGCUAUGUCUGGGGCCCGCUGAAUCCGCGUCGAGGAGGCCCCAAUGUCGUGGUGCAGCUGCUCAAGUCCAAUAUUGAAGCGUUUCAGUCGGGCCUCCCAGAGGUGGACAUUCCCGAAACUAUUCUCGACGCCAUGUAUCUGGCAAGGAAACUGGGCUUCCGCUACCUGUGGGUUGAUCAGCUAUGCGUUGUCCAAGACGACGAGGUGGACAAGGACAACCACAUUCGACACAUGCCCUACAUCUUUGCGAAUUCGUAUCUCACAAUCGCCGCAGCUUAUGGCGACCUCUAUACCGGUCUUCUACCCAUUAGUCCAAGGCGCCAGCGCGACUCUAAGGCUGGUGGCAGCAGCAAGGAUCACAACGAACUGCUGCGGCAGUCCAAGUGGAACACUCGCGGUUGGACCUUGCAAGAGCUUCUCUACUCGCGCCGCACUGUUUUCUUCUUUCAGGAUGCAGUGACAUGGGAGUGUCACUGCGAACUUUGGCAGAAAAGCUCCUUGAAUAUCAUGCCGAAGCUACGAGGCAGUAGCCGGAAUGAGUGUAUUAACCGCCUCUCUUCUGCCAUUCUUGGUUAUCAACAUCCCCCAUGGCCUGACCUGGACGAAUACGCUCGCAUCGCAGCCGACUAUAGCGCAAGGAGGGUGACAAACGUCGAGGACACUUUGAGAGCAUUCUCGGGCAUCACUUCCAUGCUCUCACGUACAUUUUCAGACGGCUUCAUGUAUGGCAUGCCGCUCAUGUUCCUCGACGUUGCUCUGCUUUGGCGCCCACAGGCAUCAAUACGACGGAGGGCACCACCGCGGGCCCCCUUUCUUCCAUCUUGGUCUUGGAUGGGUUGGUGGUUUGAUGGUGUGCCUGUUGACUUGGUUUUAUGGAAAGCUGCGGCUGAUUACGUCGAAGAGACAAGCCCGACAAAAGUAGGACCCAACUCUAAACGGUUUCAAUCCAUGCAAACUUUCAGGAUAAAACCCACUGUCACCUGGAAUCUUACAGACAGAGCUUCCACAGUUACCGUGAACAACAAUGGGCUGAGAUAUCGAGAUCUCCGGUCCCGCAAAAAUGCUGGAAUACAAUUGCCCCGUGGUUGGUCAAGAAGUGGACCGUCUUUCAAACAUGAGAGCGACCGUGAUACCAUUUUCAAGUAUCCUGUGCCAGUUAUAGACCCUCCAAAAGAUGGGCAGCACGCGCCAACAACCGCAGAGCAGACCUUCCCGGGACCGCUCUUGUCUUUCAAAACGGCUGCUGGCCUCUUUGACGUCGAUCUUGCCGAUACCAUGGCACCCAAAGACCAUUCAAAUCCUCAGCUUGGCAUCGGAAACAUUUGGAGCAAGUCUGGUAAAUGGAUCGGCGAAUUUCGAGCCCACGACGCGUGGAUCGGCGUCCAGACGUCCAACUAUGACGGAGGCGAAAAACUCGAGUUCAUCGCCAUUAGCACAGGAAUAGAGCGCAAGGGCUCCUUCAUAUUCACGCCGGAGCGAUUCGAAGAGAACAAAGAUGCGGACGGCAUACUGGAUUUUGUCAACGUACUCUGGGUUGAGAGAAUUGGCAGUGUUUGCUACAGAAGGGGCAUUGGGCAUAUUUUGCUCAAGGCUUGGAAUGCACAAGUAAGAGACCAAGUGGAUAUUGUUCUCGGAUAAGGGGUUUCCCCCAGAGAGACACUAUGGCAUCCCUAGCGAGGGGAAUGCGAGGCGUGGCGUUUGGGAGUCUGAUUCGCUGAAUCUUGGACCGGCGGAGUGGUGAAUGUCGUUACCUGUUCUGUGCUCACAUUUGUUCUUUAUUAUUUACUUCAUGUUCGAU
This is a messenger RNA of Trichoderma virens Gv29-8, 2125 nucleotides long. RefSeq lists its product as uncharacterized. NCBI's taxonomy places the organism in Eukaryota, Fungi, Ascomycota, Sordariomycetes, Hypocreales, Hypocreaceae. The transcript has a single exon. The record is from RefSeq and is a predicted model, not a curated record. Bases 166 to 1965 code for a protein of 599 amino acids.